Messenger RNA from Coniophora puteana RWD-64-598 SS2, 1284 nucleotides. RefSeq lists its product as uncharacterized. The transcript is spliced from 2 exons. The coding region runs from base 1 to 1284 and encodes 427 amino acids. The record is from RefSeq and is a predicted model, not a curated record. Lineage: Eukaryota; Fungi; Basidiomycota; Agaricomycetes; Boletales; Coniophoraceae.
AUGACUGACUCGCUCGAAAACCUCCUCCUGCAUUAUGGGCACUCUCUUCCUCCACGCCUUGCAGACUCUCUGCCGCCUUCAUCCCUCCCCAUUGCCACCUUCCUUCGCUGCUCCCUCCCCCCUCUUGCCAACUCUGACCCUCCUGUUCUGGCUCAUGACGCUGUCACUCAUCAUAUCCCAUCAAUUGACCCACCUCUCGAAACAAUCGCCAUCCCACCCCGUUCAUAUCUUGUCAAUCUCGAGAAUGCCCUACGCACCCACUUUCGUAUUCAUGGCAAUACCAAGCCCUGCAGCUUUGCAGGACUGGUUCCUCACCUUCACCUCCCCCCCUAUGCAUUGCAAUACUGGUUUGUCAUGCGGACGACCUCCGAACUUUGGCAGCAGUGGAUGGCUGUGGACCUCGCCCUCCGGACUCGUCUUUCCACCACCCUGGCCACCCUCCCUUUGUAUCUAGCUCAUCUUCCUCAAGGUCUCGAGGAGUUCUUCUCCACGGUCGGGUGGAACACCUGUGUCCAUCCGAAGCACAACCUGUACUCCCCCCAGCUCAUCCCCCUCUUCUUCGACCAACCACUCUCCGGUACUCUUUUGGACACUGCUUGUGGCAUGCUUGCCAACUGGCAGAGUGCUGGCAGCAUACGUAGUGAUGUUCAUGUCUCUACGCUCGAGGUACAGCAUCCCUUUCUCUUUGACAGGCACAUCGACUGGUCCCGGUUCGACAGCGACAAGCCCGGUCAACUAUCUUUCCUCCGACGUCUCGGUGAUGAAGCACGCAGCUGCAGUUUCCAAUUCAAGCUUAUCUUCCCCCUGCACGUCAACGAAAACCAUAUCUCCACUGCCAUGCUCGACUUCGCCGACACUUCCAUCUGGUACGGUGACUCCCUUAAUCGCAACAUCAGUGCACAUGACCUCCGAGGCAUGCGCAACUUUGGCAACGCUCUCGGCCUCACGUUCCAACAUUCUGUCAAGACACUGCCCCAUGCUACGCAACAUGACAACUACUCAUGCCCCGAUAUCACGAUCAACACCAUUGAACGCUUCAUCUGGCCAGAGACAAAGCCUUGGACAUCGGAGCAUGCGAGGGCUGAGCGUCUCGAGUAUGUGUUACUCCUGGCGACGCACAAUGGUCUAUAUUCUUUUGCUCCCUCAAUGAUAUCAUCACUUCACGUCAUGAUGGUCGCCGCCUCACUGGGUUACCAAUCCCUCAAGCUCUUGGCUCUCCAUCCGGAUCCCCUCAUUCCUCUGCUAGUUCUUCGCUACCUUAUUACAUUAGCUCUGCUACCGUAG